Messenger RNA from Ectocarpus siliculosus, 519 nucleotides. Lineage: Eukaryota; Phaeophyceae; Ectocarpales; Ectocarpaceae. The record is from the annotation of a GenBank genome assembly.
AUGUCGUACGAGUUCCUCAGCUGGGAAGAGACAGAGUCCCUGCCUACGGUCGUUGACGCCGUCGAGGUGGGCACCAAGACCGAGGUUGGCGUAUCAGCCACCGCCCAUGAUGUGCGGCCCGGCAGCAGCGGUAACGACGUCGGGUGCGGAGAGGUCGGUAGCCUUGGGUGCACGGCGACCAACACCCGUGAUGGUAUCGUCUCCGACAUCGAGUCGAGGUGGUCGUGCGCCACGAGCCUUGUGCCUGACGAAGGGCCCUGCCAAAUCGAGUUCACCUUUGCCGAACCCCAGAACAUCGUGGACAUCCAGGUCGCCUUCUGGAACGACAACGAGCGCGUCAGUACCCUGGAGGUCCACGUCAACGGCGAGCUGACCCACACGCACGAGUCCUACGACGACACCUUCAACACGCUCGGUGUGACAGCUACGGAGGCCAGCACUGUGAUGCUCGAGUCCGUCGCUCUCCUUUCGGACGAAUGGAUCAGUCUCCUCGAGGUGCAAAUCUUCGUGACACCUUGA